AAACCUAAAAUCUGUCUUCUUCACAGUUGCGGCGGCAGAGAUAAAAGAUCCAAUUGCUUGCAUCAACCUGCGUCCAAUCUACCUGCUUUGCACGUCCGGUACCGCCCCUCCGGGCGCCGUCCAACGGCACUGCGCCAGCCGCCGAUACUCCCUGAAUUGACGAUCCUCACUUUCAGAGCGAUGGGGAAAAAAUCAAAGGGCUCUAGGAAGGGGAAGAAGGCAUGGAGAGCAAACAUAAGCACUGCAGACAUUGAGGAUUUCUUCGACAAGUCCACAAAGGAUUCUCUCUCCGGCGGCUCUCUCUCCGCCUUUCCCAGCGAUUCUCUUUUCGUUGUCGAUAAGUCCAGAGAUCUUUCGGUGAAACGGAAAAUAGAAAAGAAAAGGGACAAAGUACUUUACAGCGACAGCAUAUUGAAAAAGAAUCCGUUUGUCCAACCUGUGCCUUCUUCAAUAAAUAAGAAAUCCAAGAAACAACCAGAAGGGGCUUCCAAAGCUAAAGAAACCUCUCAAGAUGGUGCCAGGGGUGGCAUGUUUGAUUUAUGGGAUGAUAAUGGUGAAGAUAAAUGCAAAAUCAGUAAGAAACCGAAGUCAUCUAUUAUUCCAGCAGUAGAAGUUGAGCCUCCAGGAUGUUCAUUCAAUCCGUCACAUGAGAGUCAUCAGGAUAUACUUGCCCAUGCUGUUGCAGAAGAAAUGCAGAAAGUAUAUCGAAAUGAGCUGGGGCCUGAGCCAGUUCCUUUAACAGUACCGGGAGAAGUUCUUAGUGAAGAAGAUAUGUUAUUUCUGGAUGCUGAUCGUGAUACAGAUGAGGAAAUGAAUUUGGAUGAAAUGGAUCAGAAUGAAAAUAAUGAAUCAGAAAAGAGGCCUCUGAAGAUGCGGCGGGUGACUCGAGUUGAGUUGAAUAAGAGAGCUAGGCAUAAAGAACAGCUCAAAAAGGAAGCCAAAGCAAAGAAGUUGGAGGGAAUUUCUAAAGAGAUUGACAGCUUGGUGGAUAUCAUUCAAGAAAUUGCCAAAGAGGAUGAGGAGAGACACAGGAGACAUAUCCGGCGAACAAUAGCCAAACAGGAGAGAUUAAAGUCAUGCCCACCGCGCUUGGGAAAGCACAAGUUUGGGCCUGCUCCGGUUCAAGUCCUACUAGCCGAAGAAAUAACUGGAUCGCUUCGCAAGCUGAAGGGCUGUUGCACCCUUUUGAAGGAUAGGUUCAAGAGCUUAGAGAAAAGAGGAAUAAUUGUCCCUACUGCCAAGAGCAGAAGGUUGGUAAUUAGUUCUUCACAAUUAGCUGUUUUUUUGCGGUUGAAGAUUUCAACCAUAACUUAUAUUUUUUGCGGAUUUCGUUCAAUAGGAAAUAGGAGAGACGUGUGACGAACUUGACGAGACGAGAAAUGAUUUCAUAUUAUAUAUAUUAUCUUCGAUAUGUAGCUCUUUUUUGUAUUAGAUCAGGUUCUUGUUUCCAUUAUAUAUAUAGUUUCAUCCUUAAA
Molecule: messenger RNA, 1475 nt
Organism: Momordica charantia (bitter melon)
Lineage: Eukaryota; Viridiplantae; Streptophyta; Magnoliopsida; Cucurbitales; Cucurbitaceae
Product: ribosome biogenesis protein NOP53
Biological process (GO): rRNA processing; ribosomal large subunit assembly
Cellular component (GO): nucleolus
Molecular function (GO): 5S rRNA binding
Source: RefSeq, a predicted model, not a curated record